GUCCUUGAAACAGUUGCUAGGUCGUUGCAUCCACAUUCGAAAGGAUCUAACGUUUAAACCGUGCUCGUUUUCGUGUCACAUCGUAAAAUAAGAUGCUGGGUGAUCGGGAACUAUCUAACGGAUGGACGAGCCUCUAGAAAUUGUUCUCAUGAAUCAUUCUUCAAAACCUGAUUACGUUCAAGCAACAUGUCUGUUGACUGUAUUUCUAGUCGUCUUAUAUUAUAAUAACUUAGAGAGAGAGGACUUUUGAACGCUUAACUUUUAAACUAACUAGCUAACGAAUUCGUUAACUAGUUGUUUAGAAAGCAACAUUUAGAUAUUGCCUUAAUUUUUUGUGUUCUGUAAAUUUCAGAAUUCACAAGAAGAUUAUUUUGAUUCCCAAUAGUCAAACAUGCGUUACGAAAAGGAAUAACCAGUGGGAUAUUUUUCAUGUCCAAUCUCGUUUUCAAUAAACAUUUUUUAAACGUGCGCUUCCUUUUUAACCCUUUGAUCAAGUAUUGAGAAAGCCUGUUUGAUUUUAAAUUCACUCGAAAUUAAGUACAUAUACCCAAUUAAUAAUACAUAACAUGUUCUUUCUUUUGUGAAUCUUUUCAAAUUACAAUAAGACUUGGCAACUAAAAUUAAAAUACAUAACGACCGAUGUUUUGGCAUCUGCUAACUACUCAUAAUGUUGUACAAUAUGACGUCUUUUCUUGUCAAUAAAUUCCUUUAAACAUAUAUCAUUUUUAACGUUGAUUGCAGUUGUCAUGUAGUGUGUUAUGGAAAUAACGGCGAACACAAGAGGCGUUUGGGGUUAUGCCAAAAGUGUGUUAAAAGUUGAAGCAAAAAUAGAUAAAUCAGCGCUUAUUGAAGCAAAAGUAGACAAUUCAGCUACAUUUAAAACACAGAGCGACACAAAGAGGAAAAUCAGUAUUAUUUCCCCCAGACAGGCGAAAAAUCACACAUUUUAGCGCGUCUUUCCAUUAUUUUUUGUUCGCCUUUAUUUCCCAUUUAUUGGUUGCUUGAGUUGUCUUUGAAUACAUACAUAGGUUUAUAUAUACACUUUCCUUUCGAUACUUUAUUGUUUGUAGAAAAUACACUGGUUCAUUGAUUAAAAAUACUUUUAGCCCCCUUAGUUUACGCUAGUUUUCCUGCAAUAGCUUUCAACUUUUAUUUUACUCCGGCUUUUUAGCAUUCACAUAGUAGUUCAAAAUAACAUGCAGCCUUUGUCUCUUCGAGAUUAUAUAGUAGAAUAAUUUACUGUCGUUUUUCGUGUUGUGAUAAACUAAACGCUCAUCCCUUAUCUACGCAUCAGUCAGUCAGCUACAACGUAGGACCAGGCACAUUUAUGCAUCGGUCCAAGUUGCCAUACCUCAUUAACACAACAAGAUGGACACCGGAUUCAUAAAAGUAGUUAAUUCAGAGGUGGUAAUAUGUAAAAGGAAGAUUGUAAUAAGGAUAUAGUACAGCGAGGAAGAAUUAAUUCGUAGAAAGAAAGAUAUGAAGUGAUUUUAAUCUCUUAGUUUAGGGGAAGAUAGAGAGUGUAUACACCGACGCCAUUGUGAUCGAUUCUGAGCCAUGUCACACAGAGUCUCCAACCAUUGGUUGCGACAGUCACGCAGACCCCAACCAAGUAGUCUGCAUCUACCAACAUGGCUCAGACUAGAAGUUAGUGACUUCAAGCACUGAUGCCACAUUUUGGUUUGGCCGCCCCUAACUUUCUUCCAACCAUCCCGAACGCCGGUUAGCAUUGCACGUCGUGGUAAUCGGUGUUCAGGCAUACGUAACACGUGGCUUGACCAUCUCAGUCGAUGAAGAUUAACAACCUCAUCGACUGAUUUACCAUCCUAUCUACGCAUACCUCAUACUUAGUUCAGUGAUGAAAGAUAUUUAUGUAUUCCUCAACCUAUAUAACAGUAAAAGUAGUAACGUAGUUCCUUUAAUAUCGAAAGAAAUGUGUAGAUCAAGUUUCAAUGCGUGCUUACAGAGUAAAAGGGUAGCUAGAGGUAAUCACUUUUAAAACCUUUACUUACUAGUUGAAAUGACGACUUUCGUACUGUAAUAAAGUUUAUUAGUAUGUAUUUGUUACUUAAAAUUGACGUUUUGAAUGGAUUCUUUAAUAGAGGAGUGAACCUUGGGUGCUUUAGAGGUCUUCCAUUGAAAGUUACCGAAAAUCUAAACGAGGUUCUGUUAAUGAUCACUAGUUUUAAUUACCAUUUUUGUUAGGACGUAGAUAGAAGUACUUUCAAAUCGUUAUUCUAAAGCUUGUGAUGUAACGUGGAAAACGUUGCUCAACUUCGUCCGCAAGCAUUAACACGUUGUUAAACAAUUAAGUGGAAACUAAUGACCAUUGGUAUCAAUUAUUGAAAUAAUUCAAAAAAUAUUCUUCACCUAAAUAUUUAUUUAACAGUAAAUUACGAACAAACUAUAUCUUUUUUAGUGUACAAACUGGUUUUACUGAAGUUUCAUUUCUUGAUAACAUCUGUUUAGCGAUUUUCAGAUACCUAGAGCAUAAAGCCGCACAAACGAUUGUCAAACUCGUGGCUGAUUUUGUUUGAAAGCCAACUUCGUUCUUUUCAACAAAGUCUCUCAAAACAUUCUUUAGUUCAUAAGAUGGAUACAAAAACAAUCCAUUCCGAUGAGUUAUGUGAUUCGUCAUCUAUUAAUGGGUUGGUAAUAGAUGCACCUAGAAAAUUAGGAUGUUCUCUUCAAAACAUCAAAAAUCUAGAAGAAGACUUGAUUGAUACUUUUAAUGAGUUUGAUUCAAAUGAGCAUGUAAAACUAAUAUGUUCAGGAAAAAAUCCUUCAACAGAGUCUUUGUAUCUUGAAGAACUGUUAAAGGCAUUAGAAAAAGCCGGCUUGAAGUACGAAGAUUAUUUAAAGACUAUGGAUGAUUUGAAAAACGACAAUGAACCUGGGGAAGAUAAUCAGACAGAUAUGGAAUUGGACGAAUAUAUUUUAGAAGCUACUUCCAAUCCCUCUAGGAAGUCAUGCAAUAAAGAUAUUCUGGACGUUCAUCAGAAUACACUUCCAGUACAACCAUGUAUUGUGUCAGGUAUAUAUAUGUGUAAUCUGUGUUUUUAGUGAGAAGACGUCCUUUCACUCACCACAGACCUAGCUAGAUAAUUAUCCUACUCAUGUGGCAUGUGUAUAGAACCGAGUAAGUUUGAUUUGUUGAUCCAGAGAAUCCUUGAAUGUAGACAAUAGUGAGAAAUCAAGAUUAAGCGUUAGCGCACGAGAUCGAGGGUCCUAGGUUCAGUUCCCACGUGCUUAUUUGUAGAUGUGCACUGCGGAGGGAUCCUACACUAGGACUCAAUGACCGCCCAGUGCUUUCACGUUUUCAAUGGUGAUCUAACGCCUAUCGGUCCAUGAUUUUGGUGAGACUCAACAAUCGCUACAACCCUACUUUGAGAAUAAUUAAUCAUUUUGAGGCUGAAAAGUAUUGGUGUGACUGAAUGUAUCUCAGUCUCAACUUUUACUAAUAACUUAAAUUGAAUUAAAUCUGAUAAUUAGUCUGUUAAAAACGAACUAAACUGUAAUAGAAAGUUUAAACUGACAUGAUGUUUAUUAUACUAGGUGGGGAACAGACAUAUUACAUUAUUUGUAUGUUUGAAGUGCCAGAAAAUCUCAUAGAACAUAUGUAAAGUAAGGUUUAUUUAUUUAGCCAUUGAAAUUUCCAAAAGUUAUCUUCGAUCACUCGAGAAAAUGUGGCAUUGUGUCAUUGGAUGUACACUUUAAUAUUCCAAGAACCAUCUCAAGAUAUGUGCUUCCAAAAUUUUGAAUUGAUGACGCGGUACGUGGCAUGAAUAAUAUUUGAGUGACUUACCCAGAGAAAGUAUUGCCUCAAAGCAAGUUUGUAAACUAACUAUGAGAAUGUUUAAAUAAAAACAGUGUUAUCGGUUUAAUUCUCACUAAACCUCAUGCCAACUUAUUUCACCCGUAGAAUACAGGAGAUGUUCAUCUAUCAAUCAAAGGACGAAUACAAUUUGACGCAAUUAUCCGUUUUGUUUUAAAGCUAUGAAACGUGGCCUUUAAAAAUACAAACAUUUGUGGGUCAGUAGUAUUUGGCCAUGGGUAUCUUCGAGACAUUGCUCGCGCAUGUUGGGACCUCAGAAUGAGCAAUACUGAGGUUAGGCACAGGGUUUUAAGUGUGGAUGACAAGUCGGCUGAGAGUCUUUAUCAGUUGAGGUGGUUGGGACAUGUAUUACGUACGGUCGACCAACGCUUAUCUUGAUGCGAGAUGAUGGGUUGUUCAAGAGUCGGCUGGAAGAAAGCUAGUGGUGGCCAAAUAAAAAUUUGGCACCAGUCUAUGAACUCACUGAUAACUGAACUGGGCCAAGUAGGUAGAUGCAGAUUAACGGUCGGAGACUUUGGUGACAUAGCUAAAAAUCGGUCACAAUGACUCAGAUGUAUACACUUUUUGUCUUCUCUUAGACCUCUAAUUUCAAGUUCAUUAUGCUUUUUUCUGAAAAUCCAGUGUUUCCUCUUGAAACAUAUUGUCUAUGUUAUCUUUUUUACAACUACUGAUAGUGUUGAUACUUCUAUGACAGAAGAGUUCAUUUUGAUAAUUUUUUCUCAUUGCAGUGAUAUGUCGUGGAAACCUCGAACGAUUUAUAUAUGGGUUAGGUCAUAUGUUACUUAUGACUGACAUGACCUAUUCCCUAGGUAAAUAAGCCCGAUUUGAGGGACGCUUAUUUGGUAACUGAUAUAUGACUCCAACAGAUGAAAUUUGAUUUUAACUACACCAACCGAAAAUGUGCUCAAAAUUCUAAUUAUCUUACUAAACAAGACUAAAUCGCAUAUUAUUUCAUCGGCUACUGGAUUCACCGUUUUAUAAAUUUUGUCUCGAGAACAAUGAAGAGUAUUAGUACUACGGAAGAAAUUUAAAAUCAAGUUGUUACAUGUGAUCUUUGAUGAAAACGAUCAUUAAAGUUAAACACGAAUUUGUGAACAAAACUUAGUCAACAUUUUAUAAACGAUGAAUAGAAGAACUAAAAUAAUUAGUUUUCAUCUUAAAAAUAUCAAAAUAAUAUUUUCUGAUUAAUACAAAAACUCAUGAACGGUGUCUUGAGUAUUAAUGCUAUUUUAUAUCCAAUAUGUAUAAAUGUUCAUCUACUUUGAUUUUGUGAAGUCAAUGAGUUUUUGAUGGUUCAAUGAAUUGUACUGUUAGGAAUUCAGGAGUUGUUAAGUUAUUUUGCGUGAUAGCUAAUGAGUUACAACUUGGAUGUCAUUGAAUCAGUUUCCAGUACUUAUGUGUUGACAGAAGUUCGUUAAUCUUUUAAGUGACCGUGACACAUAUCGGCUACCAUACUAUGUGAUAAUUGAUGAUGAUUAUCAAACACCUGCAGUUAAGCAUAUGAAAUCAAGACUUGAUGACCAAAGGGCUGAAUUUCCACCAUUUGGUCGUAAAUUUGAACCUAAUUCUGUAAACUUCAGUUUAGACAGCCCUGUAUUAUGUUUAUCCUCCUUCUUUAUUGAAACCCUCUUAAAAUGAUAAAUUAUUUAUGUUUUCGCUUCAUUCAGGUAACGGCAACACAUUUAUAGAUAAUAAAUCAAAAAUCGAAAUUAUGCACCAACGAUUGAGUAAAGAAAUCAUGAAGUAUGAAAAGACUGUAAGAUCAACCUAUCGUUGCAUAUUUUUUGUCCUAUUAAGUGUUUAAGUUAGUAAACUUUCUCUUGCGUUCUUUUACUAUUAGAAUAAUCCAUGGUGUAUAAUCUAGUUGUCAUCACACUUAACAUUAGGUUAAAGAUUUAGUUUCAUCCUUACACUUUAUCCAGCAAAAGCAUAAUAAUAAUAACAAUAAUGGUGUCAACAUCAGCCUACAGGAUACUUAAAUUCCCUAUUAUAAACUAGGCUUUCUGUUUAGUAGCUUGUUGCAUAUUUACCUCCUAUUUCGAAUCUAGAUACUAAAUAGCUGCAGGUAACCAGUGGAAACUCGUGGAUAUGGGUUUUGCGUCCACUCGAUAUACGUAAUCAAGAUGCAUGUAAUCCUCGAGGGCAUGGAUUACCAUAAUGACCAUCUAAUAUCAGUGUCAGAGUGCUAAUAAUAAACUACGAAGGUCACAAGUGAAUUCCUGUAGGACGGAGGUGUUCUCAUCAACUAGUAUCUGAGUAAAAGACAGUGUGAUAUUGUCUGUUUCUUGGUGCCUAUUUAAUCCCGUCGGGUUUGAAUCCCAUGGUGGAAGAUUGCGAAUACACUUUACGAAUGAGUGCUAAACAGCACGAACCUUGAGUUUGGCGCUUUUUGUCAGUGUCAUUUUACUAUCUAACACCAAACUAUGUCUACCGUGAUAUUGAGUCACAGCCUAGUUUUCUCCUUGUAACUCAACUAAUAAAAUCUAACCAACACUCAAUACAUUGGUUAGUUAACGCUCAGUGAUCGAUCAAUUCAUUUCAAACAUUAUAAAUGUUGACGUUAUUUGUGAAAAUUCUAUUUGAAAUAAUCUCAACGAUUGAAAUUUAAAUAGUUCCAACGCUUCGUCCGGCAAACUUGUCUGGACUUCUUCAGGGUAAUAAUAAAAAUCAAAAUUAUCAAACAAUAUUUAAUAAUUUUGAUUUAGAAAAGUCAAGAUUAGUUUGCUGGACGAAACAUUGGUGUUGGGGAGAUCCAGAAAGUUCCCCGGAAAAGACCGGGAAAAAGCUGGGAAACAUUGUGUCCAAUCAGCAUUGAAUAGAAGUUUCUCAGGAACGCUUAGAAAGUGAGGAGUCACAUGUCACAUUUCUGACUGAAUGAUUACCAAUCCUGCAACUAUGCUUAGUAGGGUUCCAGGACUUUCUAGAAGCCCAAGACUACCUGAAAUGCUAUAAAUACCUUAAAUUUUCUGUGCAUAAAACAAAUCUUGAAACUAGGCGUUUUUUCGAUAUUUCGCACCUUUUCUCUCGUGUUCAAGUUGUCGUGUACAUUUAGCCUGGGGUUACUAGAAGAGCUUAAGAAAUCGACUCAAGAGUUCAUUUAGAAGAUUUACCAGUUGGAAUUACUUAAACUUUAUUUGCUGAGACUAUUUCAAAUAUAAUUUUAACAAAUUAUGUCUUCUCCAUAUUCGGAGCCCUAUUUCUGUCAAACUAUUCGUCUCAAUAUAGACGAAUGUUUGUAUCAAUUAUCAAUUUUGUCAUCUAUUUCAACUGCGAUUUUCUUACCAAACACCAAGCAAAAUACAUUUCCUUUCAUCGUAUCCUUCAACUUAUCUUACAAGAAAGACUUCUAAGUAUUUGAAAACUGUGCCACAAAAAAAGAAUAGUUGGUAAAUACUUGUUUUGUAAUUGACAUGGUUUUUCUCUGUACGUUGGAAUUACUCACCAUUAUAAUUGUACUGUUUUGACUCGUUUGAUUAGAAAAUUAUUAGGUUUGACAAGUUUUUGAUGGAGUUUUGUUCUGUGAACUGAAUAGACUUCUAUCUGAAGUUUGUGCUGAUGAUGUCGUUCAGAAGAACGAUGAAAGCUCCACGACCAAACCAUCCAGCUCAGAGAACAAAACUCCAUCAAAAUCAUCCGCCUGAGCUACAAAUCUUCUCCACCAUCUCAAAAGUUUUGACAAGUAGAUGAUAUUGCAAUUAAAAUACACAAGUCAAUACUAUAUUUCAGGUCGUGAUGUUUGUAAGAGUGACAUAUUUUUCACAAAUAGUUUUUGUUUUUGACGGUAGAUAGAUUUUUAAAUGAAACUAUGUUUGUUUGAAUACACUGUUUGAGUGAUUUUUUUUAAAAAAAACUAAUCAGUACCAGUGGAUGAGAUAAAAAGAGACUAAAAGUUUCUCAUUUCAGUUUUACUCAAACUAUUCCGUUUUUCUUGUUAUACUUUUGUUGAUGAUGUUCAUUGGAGUAUAUCCUGUUUCUAUAUAUACCAAGUCAAAUGAAAUGAGAUGCUUAAAAAGUCAUAAACUAAAAAGAAUCUAACAAAAGAUGUUAAUGAGAAUGUUGUCAAAAUCUACGAAUAUAAGAACAAUUCAAACCUUGGAAAUAAUUUACUAAGCUAGAAGAAUCAAAAAGGAUUUUUGUGGAUAUUAUGGUAAUUUCAAUGGUUGAGAUCAUGAGUCAAUAGAAUGAAACGGUCGUCCACUGCUUCCAGGCUUUCCAGAGUGGUCUAGCUUCAAUUGACUCAUGAUCUCAACUACUAAAAUUAAUCUAGAAGUAUAUCCUUAGUAAGAGAAUUUUUUAAAUAAGACAAUUAGAAUCUAUUAGAAUUCAUUUUUCAUUUAUUUAUUUAUUUAUUUUCGAAACAAUUAUUUAUCACAUUUUACCUUUUUAAUACAGAAAUGGGAAAAUUAUAUUGAUACUUUAGAGAAUGCAAAACUAUGGAUAAACAAAACCAAUCUUCCUUUAAAUGAAAUUUGUCUUAGUUCAAAAGAAAAUGAUUUGAGCAAUCAACUCAAUGAUGACAAUCAAGUUGAUAAUUCAAUGGGUCUGGACAAGUUUCCUGAUUUGGAAUCUGAAGAAGCGUAUCUCAAUAUCUUUGUUGAAUAUUGAACAAAUAAACCUAACCGCAAGAUAUUUUAAUGAUGAAUAUAAAGUAAGACCUCAGUCUGCUGUUGAGCGACGUUCAAAUUCCGGAAAACUUUGUGAUAGAACUAAGUUACUUGAAAGAAAUCUCGGCUAUUAUUUUGGUUUACCUGAUGAAGCGAGAACAAGCUGUUGGGGAGAUGACAGUUGUUUACAGAAAAAAACUGAGACAGUUGUCACUAAUACAGAAAACUAUUCAAGGUGUAAAGUCGAAGAGUUUGGCAGACUAUCGGUUGUUGAAGUUUCUGCCAAUGCUGCCAACUUCACUGUCCCAACUAAACCGACCGAAGAUGAUAAGGUUUAUCGUCCUGGUACCUCAAGUUCUUUGAAACUCCAGCUAGCCUAUGGUGUUGGUGAGACGUGUCACUCACCGUCUUUGGAGUUAAGUGACUUAAAAGAGUUGGGUAUGGAGUCUGUGACUAAUCAAUGUCCUGCUGUGGCGAUUGGUUCGUCUACAUUUCAAAAUGUUUGUGAUGAAGUUGAUAGCAGGUCAGUUGUAGAAGUAUCUAAUAUUACUGGCAAUCACUAUGUUAAAACUGAGCAAACUGGUGAGAAAGCAGUUUGUUUUCUUGAUCCUUUGGCUGCAGCAGCAAUAGCGUUGUCUGAUGACAAUGAUUCAACCUAUGAAUUCACAUCUAUGACAUCUUGUGCUGCUCAAACAUUGCAUGAAAAUGCGAAAAAUGAUGUCAUUUCAAUACCGGAGAUUUCCUUAUCUGGAUCAGAAAACUGCAACAGCAACUUUUCGAGGUUGAACAAGUCUUUACAGAUUGAACAAAGUGAAGAAUCAACUCAAACAACUAAUCUAAUGGAAUAUAUUCAUAAACAAAUUAUUCAUUUAACAUCACGUAAUACCAAUCUUAAAACACAACCAUCUAUUGUUACGAAUGAAUUAAGCUGUCAAGCAGUCUGUCUCAACUUUUUCAAUGUUAAAUUUGGAAUAACAAAUUUCAGUAGUAUUUCAACAUACUUCACUUUUUUAAAGUUUCUAAUAAUAAAUGAAUGUGAUCUGAAAUCAAAUGAUCUUAAAGGUAUAACUCAACUAAAUAAUCUGGAACUUUUAGAUGCAAGUAGAAAUAAUCUUAAUGGUAUGAACCUAAAUGAAAUGAAUUUAUCCAAAUUAACUAUAUUGAAAUUAGCUCAUAAUAAAAUAACAAAACUUUCAGAUAUAAUGGGAUACUUUCCUAAUCUUUUAAUGUUAGAUAUUUCAUCGAAUUAUAUCACAAAUUUGGAUAUACAAAAUUUGGUCAUUUCAUUUCCUAAACUUUAUCAACUUACGGCAACAAGUAAUCUUAUCACAAAUAUACAAACAAAACCUUCAAAUACAAAAUGGACUAAUGAAAAUCUUAAUUUGUUAGAUUUAUCCGACAAUGAAUUAACUGUUAUUGAUGAAGACUUAACAUCUCUGUUAAAUAUCACUAGGUUACAAUUAUCUUCAAAUACUUUAAAUAAGCCAUUCCAAACUGGAUUUUAUGGCGCUACAUUACAAGAACUGGUCUUAGAUCAUAACAAUUUAACCUCAGUAAACUGGUUAAGUGAAAGUUGGUUACCAAAUCUCAUUUAUUUGAAUGUAAGCAAUAACAGGAUAAUUGAUUUACCUAUGCUGCCGUUUCCAUUAUUACAAAAGCUUAUAAUCAGUCAUAAUUUGAUAAAUGAAAUUGAGUCUCUCUUCAGAGGAACAAAAAUUUUACCACGUAAUUGUAUGUUAGAUAUCCGAUGUAAUCCUUGUACACUGCGUUUGAAUUUUAUGUAUGUUUUAAUUUUUUUCUACAAAAACAUUUAUACCAAACUAGUUUAGGAUUUUUAAUUCUAGCCUUGUAAGCAAAUUACAUGACACCUUCCUGACGUAAGAAAUGUCAACUGAUAACAUCUCACAAAAGUACCUUGAAAUAUUAGACCUAAUGGUAAGGGGGGGUCGAAAAAAAUCACUGCUAUUUUUUUUAAAGAGAAACC
This is a messenger RNA of Schistosoma haematobium, 10423 nucleotides long. RefSeq lists its product as uncharacterized. NCBI's taxonomy places the organism in Eukaryota, Metazoa, Platyhelminthes, Trematoda, Strigeidida, Schistosomatidae. Bases 8346 to 10268 code for a protein of 640 amino acids. Gene Ontology annotation, molecular function: protein binding. The transcript is spliced from 15 exons. The record is from RefSeq and is a predicted model, not a curated record.